AUGCCGAAGAUCGUGUGGAGUGUCUUGUGUCUCUUAUAUUUCAUUGCCAAUGAAGUCAGUCCGAAAAAGUUCACCACCCUUGAGCUCGCUUCGAAGAUCAUUUUAGAGCUAUCCGACACCAAUAUAAUCAUCAGUCCCACGGCAAUCGACGUGGCCUUGGCCCAAAUCUACCUGGGAGCCGCUGGAGAAACCGAAGCCGAGCUGAAGGACGUCUUGGGCUAUCCUGGCAGCACAAAGGCAGAGGUCUUGGCGGCCCUACAGCGGAGAAGUCCUGAAAUCAUAAUAUCCAGUCGCAUGUAUGUGGCCAGUGGAAUACCCAUCCUGCCAAACUAUCAACAAAUGUCGAGGAAGUAUCUCCAUGUGGAGGCCGGGAACGUGGACCUCAGUUUUCAGGGAGCGCACACGAUCAACAGCUGGGUAUCUGGUAAAACAAAGGGCAGGGUCGUGGAUCUCAUAGACUCUUCACUGCUGGACGAUGCGACGAAAGUGAUUCUCGUAAAUGUGGUCAUUUUCCAAGCCAGAUGGAAGUAUCCCAUUAAGAAAGUUUCCACAGGCAACUUUUACCUGCCGGAUGAGAGGCGCUCGGUGGCCGUGAAAAUGCUGGAUCAUGUGGGCACUUUCUAUUACAACUUUCAAGACGAACUCGACGCUCACGUGGCCGUAAUUCCCUUUGCCAACUCAAGUCUAUCCAUGGCCCUGAUAGUGCCCAAGACUUUCCGGGGAAUCCGGAAGGUUGAGGACAAUCUGAAGUCCCUCAACUUGGAUGCUUUGAGUUUGAAGGAACUCCAAAUUUCCCUGCCCAAGUUCAAGAUCAAAUACGACCAAGAUCUGGCCCAGCCACUAAUUGAUCUGGGUGUAAAGAGCAUAUUCAACAACGCCAAUCUCUCAGAUCUGACCAAGUCAAAGGAUAAACUUAAGAUCGACAGCAUUCAGCACUCGGCCGUCCUUGAAGUGGAUGAAAAAGGAUCCAAGUGGGCAGCAGCUGCAGAUGAUGAAAUACUAGCCGGUCGAUCAAGAAGUGCUGGAUUAUUGGUCACUUGCAACCGACCUUUUCUGUUUGCCGUCGUAGAGGGCAAGAAAAUAUUUAUAUUUGGGCGAUUAAGUCGUCCCGAAUAGAAUAAAAUAUAUAUUAAAUACGUUU
This is a messenger RNA of Drosophila elegans, 1141 nucleotides long. RefSeq names its product serine protease inhibitor 42Dd-like. Gene Ontology annotation, molecular function: serine-type endopeptidase inhibitor activity. Bases 1 to 1116 code for a protein of 371 amino acids. The record is from RefSeq and is a predicted model, not a curated record. The transcript has 2 exons. NCBI's taxonomy places the organism in Eukaryota, Metazoa, Arthropoda, Insecta, Diptera, Drosophilidae.